AUGUCCGAAGCAAUGAUGCACCAUGCUGGCUUCAAGUUCACUCCUACAAUUCACAAUGACACUUACGACUUCAUCUCGACCAAAUCUCAAAACUUGAAAGGAAAGCGUGUGUUCCUGACGGGCGCCUCCAAGGGCAUCGGCAAGGAAACGGCUCUCUCCCUUGCUCGUGCAGGUGCCUCUAGCAUCGCACUGGGUGCUCGCAGCUCUCUCUCACAGCUAGCAAUAGAUGUGGAGAAGGCAGCCAAGGAAGCCGGCCACGAUGCUCCCAAGGUCAUCAGCAUUGAGCUGGACGUAACCAAUGUAUCGAGCACCGAGGAAGCAGCCAAGACCGUGAAGCGCGAGUUUGGUGGUCUGGACGUACUGUUCAACAACGCUGGAUACCUCGAAGACUUCAAGAAGAUGGGCGAGAGUGACCCUGACGAAUGGUGGAAGACUCAGGAAGUCAACAUCAAAGGUCCCUACCUGGUAGCUCGUGCUUUCAUUCCCGUUCUGCUCGACACCAAAGAUGGCGACAAGACUAUCAUCAACACCAGCUCUAUCGGUGCCCACGUCAUUAUGCCUGGCGCUUCUUCAUACCAGACUACCAAGCUCGCACUUCUCAGGCUUGGCGAAUUUAUCCAAGCAGAAUAUGCCGAUCAGGACAUUCUCUGUUUUGGAAUCCAUCCCGGUGGAGUGAUGACCGAAUUAGCCAGCAGAAUGCCCAAGGAGAGCCAUCAUGUGCUCUGUGAUCAACCGCAGUUGGCUGCUGAUACUGUUGCUUGGCUCAUCAACGAGAAGAGAGACUGGCUGGCUGGUAGAUACGUCAGCGUGACUUGGGACAUGAAGGAGUUCUUGGACAAGAAGGAUGAGAUCGUCAAGAAGGAUUUGCUGAAGGUCCGCAUGAUUGUGGAUUAG
This is a messenger RNA of Aureobasidium namibiae CBS 147.97, 894 nucleotides long. Its product is annotated as NAD-P-binding protein. The record is from RefSeq and is a predicted model, not a curated record. Bases 1 to 894 code for a protein of 297 amino acids. The transcript is spliced from 2 exons. Gene Ontology annotation, molecular function: oxidoreductase activity. Lineage: Eukaryota; Fungi; Ascomycota; Dothideomycetes; Dothideales; Saccotheciaceae. Gene Ontology annotation, cellular component: cytosol.